Messenger RNA from Austrofundulus limnaeus, 996 nucleotides. Its product is annotated as somatostatin-1B. The transcript is spliced from 2 exons. Lineage: Eukaryota; Metazoa; Chordata; Actinopteri; Cyprinodontiformes; Rivulidae. The record is from RefSeq and is a predicted model, not a curated record. Gene Ontology annotation, biological process: regulation of cell migration; adenylate cyclase-inhibiting G protein-coupled receptor signaling pathway. Gene Ontology annotation, molecular function: neuropeptide hormone activity; G protein-coupled receptor binding. Gene Ontology annotation, cellular component: extracellular region. Bases 228 to 560 code for a protein of 110 amino acids.
UGGGGGGAGAGGUGUAUAAAAGAGUGGGGGACUUGAGAGGUAGAGCAGAAGAAACAUCUGGGGUUUGCAGAUCUGAUGAGCAGCUGCUACCAUCGUCCUCAGCUCUCUCCUCUGGACCUCUGACUAGUCUGAGCUGCUCAGAGACACACACGUUUGGUCACACUCUUGUCUUUGAGAGCCUCCUCCUUUCUGCUCCUGUAGCUCUGGUCCUACACUCCUCACACAGCAUGCAGUUCCUGGUGGUCUUAGCAGCUCUCAUGGGGGUCUUGUUCAGUGUAAGAGCAGCAGCCGUGCUUCCUUUGGAGGACAGGAGCCCCAUCCACAUGACCAGGGAGCUGAGCAAAGAGCGCAAAGAACUGAUCCUAAAGCUGGUGUCUGGUCUGCUGGACGGAGCUCUGGACUCCAACAUGCUGCCGGGGGAAGUGGCACCUGUUGACCUCGAGGAGCCCCUGGAGUCUCGCCUCGAGGAGAGGGCGGUCUACAACAGGUUAUCAAUACCUCAGCGUGACCGCAAAGCCCCUUGUAAAAACUUCUUCUGGAAAACCUUCACCUCCUGCUAACAGUGUCCCAGAAACCCAGCCCGGCUCGGCUCUUUCCCCACCCCACCUCAGCCUCCCCCUCACCCCCCCAGCUCAACAUGAACUGUAGUCGAUCUCAGCUGUACAUAUCAUCCACACCUGUGCGUCAUUGAUGGACUUCACCGAGACAGUGUGUGUGUGUGUUUGAAUAUCAACUAUUUGUGUAUACGAUGUUUGUAUUUAUUGUAUCGGUAACAGUUACUUUCAGGGUCUACAAUAAAGCAUGGUUGUCAUAUUUGACACGGUAACAGCAGCUGUUUGCCUUUUGCAAAUUGUUCUAAAAAAACCCUUCAGAAAAGUCAUAUUUUCACCUGCUUCUGCAAUAGAAAUACAAAGUCAAAUCAAAUGCAAAAAACUGGCUGGAUUUUUUUUGUUUUGUUUUUGUUGACACUUAGAACAAAUAAAUUGUGAACAUUAA